Molecule: messenger RNA, 4350 nt
Organism: Egretta garzetta (little egret)
Lineage: Eukaryota; Metazoa; Chordata; Aves; Pelecaniformes; Ardeidae
Product: schlafen family member 13-like
Exons: 6
Coding region: 464-3190 (908 amino acids)
Source: RefSeq, a predicted model, not a curated record
GGGGGCGGGAAAGCCCGGACCUCCCCUGCGGUCCCCAUGUGACAGCCUCCGCCGGAGCCGUUUCGCUUUCUGACUUUCGUUUCCUCAGCCACACGGCUUGCUGAGCUGAGGCAGAAGGCGGUGAAAAGAUACUGCCUCAAGCGCUGUCUGGUCCUAAGACCCCGGCUCUCCCGGACGCAUGUUGUGUAGUAACGGCUCCACGACAAGGGGCAGCGUGAUGAGUGUGGUAUCACCGUGAAAAUUGGCGUGCGGAAAACAGACUCCACAAUCUGUAAGAUUGUACAGUAGGUUUUGCCACUGGAAAAGUGCCAGGGGGAGGGAUGUAAGCUCUGGAGAGCUGGGCUUCCAAUAGAAACUAGUUUUGAACUUCCAGUAGAGCUAUAAAGGUCCAGUGAAGUCUGUUGACAGAGGGGAAGAAAAAAAAAAAGCUAGCAGAGAAGUGAAACCAGCAACAAAGCCCAGAAUGGCUCUUGAAGGCAAUCAACCACAGCAGAAGGUCUGGGUUAAUUUAGCAACAAAGUAUCCUGAAGUAGUUUUGUGUGUUGGAAAAACACAUUUUGGUGACAAAGCAAGAAAAAAGAUACCAAAAAAUUCAAAACAAGAUCAAAAAUACAACCUUGCCUACGCAACGUGUGCUUUGCUGAACUCUGGAGGAGGUGUCAUAAUGGCAGAAAUUGAAAAUGAAAACUACAACUUGGAGAGAGAUAAGAUCGGCCUAGAUUUCGAAGGGACUUUUCGGUCUCUUCUUUUAUUUCCAGACUGGAGAAAAUACCUGGACUUUGAACAGCGAGGUAACUACCUUUUGAUUUUUGUGAAAACCUGGAGCAGUGAAAACACAACCUCUACAAGUGUAAAGCCACGAAUCUGUAGCCUGAAUACUGGGUUGUAUGCAAAAAGUGGCGCGGCACUUUCCUACAUGGGCCCUUCUGAAGCUCUUGUGUUCCUUAAAGAAAAGCAAGGUGAAGCCAGGAGGACAAGGGCUAUUGAAGGAGACAUGAAUAUUAUAAAUAAUGCUGUUGCUGAGUUGUUUAAUAGGGACCAGCUGCAACAUGGAGAGAUACUCCCUUUCACAGAGUCAGCAGAGGUGGAAUUUAAGCACUAUUCAACUGAAAAAUUUUUGACUCGUGUCAGAGAGAUAUUACCUCAGUAUAUCGCUGGAUUUGCAAACACAGGCGGUGGGUAUUUAUGGAUUGGUGUGGAUGAUGACAGCAGAGUGCAGGGAUUCAGCAGCGAUGAUGAGGACCUUGAAAAAUUAAGUCUCUUAAUCAAUUCCGUUCAAAACAAAUUAACCCUCUUCCAUUUCUGUGGGAGUGGAAGUAUACACAACAUAAGGUAUGAACACAAAAUCUUCAAAGUAUACCACAAGUCUGGAGAUCACUGUGGCUACGUCUGUGCUCUGAAGAUUCAGCCAUUUACGUGCGUCGUGUUUCCUGAAGACCCAGAGUCGUGGCUGGUGGAAGGCAGCACCAUCAGCAGACUGAGCGUGAACAAGUGGGCUGAAUGGAUGACCGCUGCUGAUCCAGACCUUUCAAAGUUUUCUGAGACCUUUAGUCAAGAGCUCAGUCUGACAGAGGGGCCACCUCUUGCCAAGCCAGUUUAUUCACACCAGGGCCUUGACAGUGUUGAUGACCUUUGCAAGCAACUGUUUCCAGUGGGAUCCCACAGCAUAACAUAUACUCCAGAAAAUCUCAGUGAAGAUCUCUUCCAAGAACAUCCAGGGUUAGAUAUUUUAAUGAAAAAUCAAUUGAAGCAGCUGUCUGAGGGAGUUCUGAUAUUUUCCAGAAGCUGGGCUGUUGAGGUCGGCUUGCCAGAAAACCAAGACAUAAUUUGUGAUGUUCUCCUAAUAGCCAAGGGUAGGCCGCCUAUCCUUUAUACAAUCUGUAAGAAUCAUAUCUCAGAGGAUUUGUUUGAAUACUCAAGACUCAUAGCCUUGAGGCUGAAGGAGAAAUUAGUCAACACUGGGGGCUAUAUUCACAAAUUGUGUGUAAUACCAAAGCUACUGACUUUGCCGUCCAAAAUUAACUGUGGAAAAGAAGGGGAUCUGAAUAUUCAAGAAAUGUAUCCCCCAAAUUACAGUGUAAUCAACAGUGACAACCUGAAGGCCCUCUUGCGUGCUCUCACAGUAGCUCUGCUGACUUUCAAGUCCUUUUUAAGUGACCAUGUUGGUUCUGAAUUUUUGAACGUCUUGACCUUCAAACAAUACCAGCUGCUGUCAGAAAAUCUUCACAAAACUAAGAAGCUGUACAUUUAUGGGCUACCAGGAACAGGGAAAACUGUAGUGGCCCUGAAGAUCAUAGAGAAAAUAAAACUUAUGCUGCAGUGCAGGGAGCAGGAAAUUCUUUAUGUAUGCGAGAACCAGCCUCUAAGAGAUUUUGUGCAGCAGAAAAACCUUUGCCGAGCUGUGACAAGAGUAGCCUUUUUGAAGGAAAGAUUUAAUUAUGUGAAGCACAUCAUAAUUGAUGAAGCACAGAAUUUCCAAGCUGGGGAAGGUGAUUGGUAUUACAAAGCCUUGACACUAACUUCAUCACCAGAGCUUCCUGAGCCUGGCUUUUUCUGGAUUUUCUUGGACUACUUACAGACAAGUCACAGAUUCCCAACUGGUCUUCCAGGAGCCAGAAGGCACGAUCCUGUCGAGUCACUAACCAAAGUGGUUCGUAACGCUAGCAGUAUCUAUAGCUAUCUAAAAGAAAAGAUGGAAGAGAUUGUGAAGUACUCUACCCUAAAUAUUCCCACGCAACGUUUGAAAAACCUACUAUGCAGAGCCAGGUGUGCUCAGGUUGUGCAAGGCUGUGUGAAAAUAAAACAAAACCUAGACAGAAACAGAAUAGCAAUGUACGUGGCAAAACAUUGUCAUAGAUAUCUUAAAAGGGGUCACUCUGAGAAAGAUAUUGCUGUUCUGUGCUACACUGAAGAAGAAGUGAAAGCAUACUCUGGAAUACUGGAGUUGGAAAUGAAGAAGUCAAAGUCAAAUAUAUCAUUAAGAAGAAUGGAGGGAGGACCACAGGAACAUGCUACUCUUGACAGUAUCCGUCGUUUCUCUGGCUUAGAAAGAAGCAUUGUGUUUGGUAUUAUUCCUCAAUCCUUUCACUUUCAGGAUGAAAUAUUAGGAAAUAUAUUGGUCUGUGUAGCAUCCAGAGCUAAUUUAAAUCUACACUUGUUAUUUCAUAACUCAGAACAGGUGACCACAUAGGAUCCCAGCAAGGCCCUGACAGGUCAAUGGGUAUGUAUGUUGGAAUUUUUUUUACUCUAGAUCUGAAGUAGAAGGAUUUCCUUUGUAACGGCUGAUUCUCUCUAAAAGCCCAGAUGUUCUUGGGAAGCCUCUACAGUCUGUUUUAAAUCAAAUGUAAGGUUUCAAUAAUGCAGAGAAAAAGAGAUAGAUGGUUCGAAUAUCAGUAGAAUUCCAUCAUUUCCCAAAGGCUCCUUUCAAGCACUUGCAAAACCCGACGCUCAGCCUUUGACUGCUUGUAAGUGCAUUGCCAGGUGAAAGAGUUGAAGUCUCCAUGCCAAGACAGGAAAUCAGAAGAUGUUCUGGCUUUUACCAGCUCACUCAUACUCACAGUAGUACUCAGAGAAGUUACCAAACAGCACUGGCAUCCAGCGUUAGAAGCCAUUUUUAAAAAGACAACCUCCAUUCUGAUAUUUAGGAAAGUAAAAAUGAGGCCUUCUGUCCAUUUUUUAGCUAAGAAAUAGAAAUAAAUGGCUUUUACAGAAUUAGUUUCCCCACUCAAUUUCAGCAAGAGUCAGUAUGGGUUAGAAGAACCGAAUUGUUCCGAAGAGGAGCUUUAGCUGGAGAAGGAAACUUCGCCUAACCGCCUGCAGAUACCAAUGGCAUUUUGUGUCUUGGUUUCAGACAUGCUGGCUAGAUAAAACUUUCUGUAUAGAGCCGGAUGCAAAGUACUUCGGAAAGACAGAUCCAAAAUUCCUAAAAUUGGUAUCUAAAUCUGGGUAUCCAAAACUGAAGGCUGGUUGAAAACAAACCAUAUUGUCUUCCAUCACAGAAUGAUCUGUGGUUCAGUUGAUUUGGAAGCACAGUCUGAUGUCCUAGUACGAUUGUAAAGCACCAGUGAUUUGAGUGAAUGUGGUUACCAGGAGGAGAUGAUGUUGUACACAGCUGGAAUCACCCUCCAAAUAAAUUUGCCUUUUACCUUCAAAAUUCUUACUUUUCUAAUUUCAGGCAGCGAGAGGCACUUUGCAUUAUUUUUUUUUUCUUAAUCAACAUACAAGGAAAGACUAUCCCCAUGGUUCCUUUCAUAACCCCCAAACCUCCACACUUAAUCAUGCCAUGCCUAUCAUGUGAGGAUCGCUGACAUUUACUAGCAUCAGAAGUAUUUUAACGCACUUGAAUUUAUG